AUGUCUUCAGCUGCGCAACUGCCUGUGUACAAUGAUGCAGAGAAGAAACGCCCAUCUCAUGAGUCUGAUGAGAAUGAGCUCGUCGACGGUAUCAGCAACUCCCCGAAGCUGAAGGGAGUCGAGCAACUGGAGGAGCGACUCGCCAACGAUGAGGCCGACGACGACGACUACCGCGUUGAAGCAGCUUACGAAGUCGCCAUUAAGGUGCUAUCCACUAGAGAUGAUCCUGAGCUGCAGGCUGUAACUUUCCGGAUGAUUUUCCUUGGCCUUGGCUUUUCUGCAUUUGGAGCCGUCCUAGCCCAGAUAUACUAUUUUAAACCACAGACGUUAACGGUAUCUGUGCUGCUGCUACUGGUCUUGUCGUACUGGUUCGGCAAUGCCAUGCACAUGCUGCUGCCUUCGAAAGGUGUCUUCCGAUGGAUCAACCCGGGUCCCUUCAACAUCAAGGAGCACGUUGCGAUCGUCAUCAUGACAUCAACAGCCUCGACAUCUGCUACUGCUAUUCAGGUUAUAUCCGUGCAAGCAUUGUACUACAACAAUUACAUGAACCCGGGAAUCGCGAUCUUAACUCUCAUUGCUUCGCAGUUGAUCGGAUACGGAUACGCUGGCCUCCUGCAAGACGUCCUUGUCAAGCCCACCAAAUGUUUCUGGCCCAGCAAUAUCUACACCUCCAACCUCUUCCAAGCACUUCAUUACGACAGCCAAAUGACCUCUAAGCGCGUCCGACUCUUCUGGACGGUCUUCAGCAUCCUUUUCUGCUGGGAGAUCGUCCCCGAAUGGAUCUUCCCCGUCCUCACGGGCGUAUCCAUAUUCUGCCUCGCAGACAACCACAGCGCGGUCAUCCGUGAUGUCUUCGGCGGUGCGGACAACAACGAGGGCAUGGGCCUGCUCGCGCUGUGCUUCGACUGGAACUACAUCGGCAGCAGCUCGAUGUGGCAGCCGCUCUGGUUUCAAGUCAACUCGUACAUCGGGAUAUGCUUCACGUAUAUUUUGAUGUCGGCGGUGUAUUGGGGCAACUUGUGGAAGGCGAAGGACUUUCCGUUCAUGAGUCAGGCGAUCUUCUUCGAGAACGGAACGGAGUACAACCAGACUGCGCUGCUGACUGACGGCAAGUUCGACCCGGACAAGUUUGCCAAGCUCGGGGCGGCGUAUUUCUCGGCGACCAAUGCCCUCGGGCUGAUCACCGCAAACCUGUCACUCGGCGCCCUGCUCAGCCACGUUGCCAUCUGGCACUACUAUGACCUGAAGCCGUUCUUCACGUCGCUCAACCCGUGGAACAAGAGCGUGCACGUGGUUCACGACCAGCACUGGGAGAAGAUGAAGGUGUACAAGCAAAUCCCGCGCUGGUGGUACGUCAUCGUCCUUCUGGGAGCAUAUGCAACGGCGCAAGCGACGAAUUACAGUGGAGGCUCGGGCCUGCCCUGGUGGGCACUGACAGUCCUGCUAAUGAUCGGCUUCAUCAUAUGUGCGCUAUACGCAACCCUUGCCGCGACGAUUGGUUUCUCCAGCAACGCUGCUGGGUUCUUCGAGAUGAUCACCGCAUAUAUGGUUCCUGGGGCUCCCGUAGCUAAUAUGUACGGUGCGCUGUAUGGCGGGCAGCCGAUCACGCAGGGCAUUGCGUUUCUAUCGGAUCUGAAGCUGGGACAGUAUGUUAAGCUUGCACCUCGCGUGACGUUCUGCAUGCAGAUGACUGGUACUGUCAUCGGGGCAUUGUUGAAUUACGUCAUGAUGCUAUCGAUCAUCAAUGCUCAGAGGCCCUCACUUCUAUCCAUCUCCGGCACUCGUCUAUGGUCCGGGCAGAAUGCACAAUCAUACAACUCUAACGCGAUCGCCUGGGGCGCCCUCGCCCCACACAUGUUCAGCCCACACGCGACGUACCACAUGGUACCUGUCUCUUUGGUCAUCGGCGUUUUCCUCCCUCUACCAUUCUACGUCGCUUACCGGAUCUGGCCCAAGGCGGGCUUCGAGAACUUCAACACGUCGAUCAUCAUGCUGUAUUCGUGUUGGUUGGCCGUCGGGAUCAACACUCAAGUAAACACCAGUAUGGCUAUCGGUAUCUUCGUGCAGUGGUGGGUCCGCACACGCUAUCCGCGCUGGUUCACGAAGUACAACUACAUCGUUGCCGCUGCCAUGGACGGUGGAACGCAAGUGAUAAUGUUCAUUCUCAACUUCGCUAUCUUCGGCGCAUCAGGAAAUUCUCAUACGUUCCCGCAGUGGUGGGGUAACGACCUCAGUCUAGCAGCCGACCGCUGCAUGCCACCCCCUCCAUGA
Molecule: messenger RNA, 2271 nt
Organism: Laetiporus sulphureus 93-53
Lineage: Eukaryota; Fungi; Basidiomycota; Agaricomycetes; Polyporales; Laetiporaceae
Product: OPT oligopeptide transporter
Exons: 24
Coding region: 1-2271 (756 amino acids)
Biological process (GO): transmembrane transport
Molecular function (GO): oligopeptide transmembrane transporter activity
Source: RefSeq, a predicted model, not a curated record